Messenger RNA from Octodon degus (degu), 1905 nucleotides. It is a transcript of the gene Ctsb, whose product is annotated as cathepsin B. Gene Ontology annotation, cellular component: lysosome. Gene Ontology annotation, biological process: regulation of catalytic activity. The transcript is spliced from 10 exons. Lineage: Eukaryota; Metazoa; Chordata; Mammalia; Rodentia; Octodontidae. The record is from RefSeq and is a predicted model, not a curated record. The coding region runs from base 134 to 1156 and encodes 340 amino acids. Gene Ontology annotation, molecular function: cysteine-type endopeptidase activity.
AUGGGUGGAGCCUCGCGGGUAAAUAGGAGCCGUGGGGACCAGGUCAGCCCGGCUAGGUUCGGCUCGGCUCUGCGCGCUCGCAGCUGCGGCCCAGGCUCCGGCGCUGCUCGGUGGGUCCUCGUCCAGCUUCACAAUGUGGCGGUCCUCGGCACCUCUCUGCUUGCUCCUGGCGCUGAGCAGCGCCUAUAACGCUCCUUGGUUCCACCCACUAUCGGAUGAACUGGUCAACUACGUCAACAAGCUGAACACAACGUGGCAGGCUGGACGCAACUUCUACAAUGUGGACAUGAGCUACGUGAAGAGGCUGUGCGGCACCUACCAGGGUGGGCCCAGGCUGCCAGAGAGGGUUCGGUUCGCUGAGGACAUGAAUCUGCCUGAGAGCUUCGAUGCCCGGGAACAGUGGCCCAACUGUCCGACUAUCAAGGAGAUCAGAGACCAGGGCUCCUGCGGCUCCUGCUGGGCGUUCGGGGCCGUGGGCGCCAUGUCAGACCGCGUCUGCAUCCACACCAAUGGCCGUGUCAAUGUGGAGCUGUCGGCUGAGGACCUGCUCAGCUGCUGUGGCCCCAUGUGUGGGGAGGGCUGUAAUGGUGGCUAUCCUUCCCAAGCUUGGGAAUACUGGACCAAAAAAGGCCUGGUCUCUGGUGGCCUGUAUGAGUCCCAUGUGGGCUGCAGACCCUACUCCAUCCCUCCCUGCGAGCACCACGUGAAUGGCACCCGGCCCCAGUGCACAGGGGAGGGUGGUGACACCCCCAAGUGCAGCAAGAAAUGUGAGCCCGGCUACUCCCCGUCCUACAAGGAAGAUAAGAACUAUGGGUAUGAUUCCUACAGCGUCUCUAGCAGUGAGAAGGAGAUCAUGGCGGAGAUCUACAAAAAUGGCCCGGUGGAGGGCGCCUUCACCGUGUUCUCAGACUUCCUGUCCUACAAGUCAGGCGUGUACAGGCAUGUAGCUGGAGAGGUGCUGGGGGGCCACGCCAUCCGCAUUCUGGGCUGGGGAAAGGAGAAUGACGUCCCCUACUGGCUGGUGGGCAAUUCCUGGAACGUCGACUGGGGUGACCAUGGCUUCUUUAAAAUCGUCAGGGGAGAGGAUCACUGUGGAAUCGAAUCUGAAAUCGUGGCCGGAAUCCCACGUACGGAUCAGUACUGGGGCAGGUUCUGAUCUGCACAGCCUGCCUGGCCUGGGGUGAGGCAGCUCAAGUGUCUUCCACUCUUGGGAUUCGUGUGACACAGUUUUAGACAGGGCCUGAAGACUGGCUGGCACUGCUCACUCCUUCCCAAACAGCUGUUUUCCGAGGAGACCUCCAUUUGGGUCCCCUGCCUGUCCAGGGACAAUGGCCACGCCGGUACAGACAGCCUCCUCCCCCUGUGGACUCCAUGCCUGCUGUUCCUGCUCUGCCUGAGGCCCCUCCCGCUCUACUCUGCUCCGCUUCUCCAUCAGCAGGACAGGCACAGCAGCUUCACAGCAGGCAUGGAGGUCCUGAGGGAUGGCGAAGCCCCGGAGCGUUCCCUCCAAGCAAGUAGCCCUGUCCUCACGCAUGGAGCAGGGUGGUGACUUUUCUGAAGAAAGCUGCCUUCCCCCAGGCUGCUGCUUCCACGCCCUCAAGUGUCGCCCGCCCUCUCCGUCAGUCUUGGCUGAUCGUUUUUAAUAGUUUCUGUGCCCCUCAGCUGAUCAUGUGAAUGAACAAGUUUAACAGCUGAAGGAGCUGCACUAGUUUCAUGGGUUAUCUCUUAAUUGUGUGGCUUAAAAUAAGUCCCAUGGGCAUGAUUUGCUUGUUGACCUGCUGACCUCAACUACCAUGGUGAAACUAGUUUGGGAGAAGGCAGCUUUGACUGUUUAAAAAAGAAAUCAGUGCUUCACCCUGUCAGUUUAACCAGGAACAACUGUGCCAAUAAAAGGUGUCCCCCCAG